This is a messenger RNA of Aspergillus tanneri, 783 nucleotides long. RefSeq lists its product as uncharacterized. The transcript has 2 exons. Lineage: Eukaryota; Fungi; Ascomycota; Eurotiomycetes; Eurotiales; Aspergillaceae. The record is from RefSeq and is a predicted model, not a curated record. Bases 1 to 783 code for a protein of 260 amino acids.
AUGACAAACGUCGGCAACCAGUGUUUUGACGUGGUACCCACCGGCCACCCAGACACUGGGAGUAUCACGCCUUACCUAAGCCAAACCGAACUAUUGGACGAUUUGCUCAGCUCUUGGAGAGAAAGCGACACUCGUCGUUCUGAUAGUGCUCUCUUGCAACCGUUCAGCACAUCCAAUAACAAGUGGACACAAGACUGGGACAACUCUUCCUCUACAGGCCUCGUGCAGAACUGUUCCAAUGCCUUCCCUCCCUCAUCACUGGCAUUCUGCUACAAUGAUUUUCACGACUUCGUGAUGAACAAAUUUCCACAUUAUGACUUUGCCACGUCUCUUCCUCAUGGCCAGAGUUCCUCAGUACCUCUGGAAGAUCAAAUCCAAUUAAUCCCCCUCUCAAAACACUUACCCACACUUCAAGUUGGAAAAGACGGGGUUGCUAGGGUUGAAUGGCCGCAUGCUGAGACUUGUAGGCCCACAACUCACCCAGGAACCGAAGACACUGGUCUUCGACCAACCAAAAACAAAGCCACGCCAUCAGUUCUGGCAAACUCUGUCUUCAGCAACGUCGACUAUAUUCUGCCAGCAUAUUCCCAACCUGAGCAGCCAGAACACACGAUACAGAAUGGGUAUCCUGCGCUAUGGGAGAGGUACAGUAGCCCAAUCAAAAUCCCAGACCUUAAAAACCUAAGCAUUGGCGAUGCUUUUUGCACGCAGCAGAUCAGCCCAAGUGACUCCAUUUGGUGUAGGUGCUUUUCCUCUGGGAAUGGUCAGUGCCGAAUGGCUUGA